Molecule: messenger RNA, 1155 nt
Organism: Vigna angularis (adzuki bean)
Lineage: Eukaryota; Viridiplantae; Streptophyta; Magnoliopsida; Fabales; Fabaceae
Product: cytochrome P450 CYP736A12
Molecular function (GO): heme binding; oxidoreductase activity, acting on paired donors, with incorporation or reduction of molecular oxygen; monooxygenase activity
Source: RefSeq, a predicted model, not a curated record
AUGUUGCUUGAAGCACUAGCUAUCUUCGUCAUCACACUCUCAUUCAUUGUUUUUGUGUUCCAAAACAAACAUGAUGGGAGAACUGCACCAGGUCCCAAACCCUUGCCAAUUAUCGGUAACUUUCAUAUGCUAGGAAAACUCCCACAUCGAACCCUUCAAUCUCUUGCCACAAAAUAUGGUCCCAUAAUGUCCUUAAAGCUAGGGCAGGUCCCAGCCAUAGUGGUUUCUUCUCCACAAACUGUAGAAUUGUUCCUGAAAACCCAUGACAUUGUUUUUGCCAGCAGACCCAAAAUCCAAGCCACAGACUUUCUCUGUCAUGGCAGCAAGGGUUUGGCUUUUUCUGAAAAGAUUGCUAUUAAGGUUUAUUUACAGGAAAUAACAAAAGAAUUAAAGAAAACAGCAAAGUCAUUUGAUGAGCUAUUGGAACAUAUCCAAGAACAUGAAAGUAAUUCAUACUACGAAGAUAAAAAUCACAAGAUGGACUUUGUGGAUAUUUUGCUGUCACUCACGCACCAACCCAAUGAUCUUCAGAAUCACCAAGACGCCAUUGAUAGUACAAACAAAUGUGCAUCAUUUGACACCUCUUCCACAAUAGUAGAAUGGGCCAUGUCACAACUCUUGAGGCACCCUACUGUCAUGGAAAGACUUCAACAGGAGCUAGAACAUGUGGUCGGAAUAAACAGACAUGUGGAGAAAAAUGAUCGUGAGUGUAAAGAAGAUGUAACUAUUGAUGGCUAUUUGAUAAAGAAAAAAACCAGGGUUAUGGUAAAUGCUUGGGCUAUAGGGCGAGAUCCUAAAGUUUGGGACAGGGCUGAGAUUUUCGACCCUACAAGGUUUGAGAAUAACAACGUAGAUGUUCGUGAAAAGGACUUUCGGAUUUUACCAUUUGGGUCGGGUCGAAGAGGGUGCCCUGGGAUUCAUUUGGGUUUAACGACUAUUAGUCUUGUUUUGGCUGAAUUGGUGCAUUUUUUUGAUUGGAAGUUUUCAUUGGGCAUGUCCUGUGAUGAGUUAAACAUGGAAGAGAUAUUUGGACUCACUACACCAAGAAAGAAGCAUUUGCUCACUAGACCAUUUUAUCGACUUGCCAUUUUGGUUGAGAGGGUUGAUUUCAGUUCCAAUUUGAGACAUGACACAUUUAACAAUAUUGUAAAAUAA